UAUUCAGUGGAUGCGCCGUUAUUAAACUGGACAUUACCUGUGUAACAAACGUUCAUACCGGUGCACGCCUGAUAACAAACCAUUCGUACCCUCUCACGACACUCCGCCCAUCCGGCUUCCACUCAAACUAAAACAGCUAGCUAAAUUAGCUCAGCGCUUCUGUUGGAAAAAUGCUGUAUCCUACCAUAACGCCGCUUUUAUUAUUAAUUUUUAAGGAGGCUGUUUAAGAGUCAGAGGAAACCAAACGUACAUCCGGGAUGUGCUCAGUUGCUGGAUGUGAUUCAUCGCGUCGCAGUGCGCAGCGUUUCAAGUUACCAGAAGACCCGGAGGAGAGGCUGGAAUGGGUCAUGUUUAUAGCUAAAGUCAAUAAGCAGCGUUUUAAAGAGUCAUCGUGGACUGAUAUCUCUGUUUGUAGUGAACAUUUUACAGAAGACGGUCUUAUUAAUGUUGCUGACAGAGUUCAGCUGAAGCCCGGUGCUGUUCCAUCACUGUUUUUAAAUGUGGGAGCAGAGGAGAGCUCGGGUUCGGAAGCUGCAACAGAAGAUGAAACCUCCAGCAGCAUCACAGAGGUUCCUGAGUCUGUUGCCGUCAUUGAAUCAGUGGAAUCAAGUGAUCCGGGUGAAAUGGAUUCGGACGAGGACUGGAAGCCAGCGCAGGAUGUUUUCCCAGUGAAAUUAUUUCCUGCAAAACAAAACGAUGACUCUGUAGAUCCUUUCGAUUUCUGUGAUUUCCUUUCACUUACCCCCAUUCACAGCCAACUCUGCACAGACUGUGGAAGGUUCUUCGAUAGACGAAAACCUCACACAUGUGAGCACAAAAUGAAGCCCUAUUCCUGUUAUAUUUGUGGAAAAAGAUGUGUCAAUGAGGUGGCUCUGAAUUUUCAUAGCAGAAUCCACAAUGAGAACUAUGAGUUUCGUUGCAAAUUCUGCUACGUUACGUUCAAGCUAAAGGCAGGCAAAUUCGCACAUGAGCAGAUCCAUAUAACCCAAGGGAAACCGUACAAAUGUCCGGACUGUUCGGAGACGUUUGCCACAAACAAGGAGCGCAGAAUCCACCUGGAAGAUCACAGAGGAACGAUAGAGUUGAAAUGUCGCUUCUGUGGCCUUGAGUUUUUCCGUGCUCCUUCCAUUCAGAGACAUUUAUUGGUCCAUACUGGAGCAAAACCAUACAAGUGUUCAGUGUGCCAGCGUGGCUUCAACCAGUCAAAUCAUUUGAAGUCCCACAUGCGCCUGCACACAGGGGAGAGGCCUUACAAGUGCCAGCACUGCGACAAAUGUUUCAACCACAAUGUGAGCUUGAAGAACCACAUCCAGCGUUACCACCCUGCACAUUCUGGACCAGAACAGCAGAAAGACACCGAAGGCAACCAGAAAAGUGGUACUAAUAUUUCCCAACCUAAUGGGUUCAGGAAAAGUACAGAACAGGAUCUUGACAGUGAAGAGGAGGAACAGGACACAGAUGAUGAUGAUGAUGAUGAUGAUGAUGCAGAGAUCACAGAUGAUGAGACACAGAUGGAGAGAUUUUAUAGACCUAAAACUCAAAGGGGCACAGGUAGACCAAGAGGAAGGCCUAAAAACUUUGAACCAAACACGGUGAAGGCUAGAAAAUUAAAUGGGAAUAGGCAAAAGAAAAAAUAAUUCUCCUUUGAAGAGAAUGAGGAUGAAUGUUUUGACAUAAGUUUUCAGAAAGUGUAUUUUUAUAUUAUGUAAAUUAUGAAACUGCCUAUAACUGGGUUUACAUGUGAAGAGAAAUGUAUUAUUUGAUUUGAGACUAUUUAAUUAUCGACUUACGUAGUGUGCCAAGUGUUUCGACUGUAUUAAGUACAUGAUAAACAUUUAUGUCAAAUAUAUUAUUCAAAGCUAAUAUUAAACUCCUAAUUUACUUUUCUGUUGUACAUUUUAAGUACAAAAUCUUCAUAACAUUAUCAUGCAUUAUGAUGGUUGAGGUUCACCUGCCAGAAUAAAAAUAAAACAGACUCUCUACCUUUAGCUACCUAUGUUGAAGUACAUUUGAAUUUCUUCAGCAGGAGGUUUAGAAAAACAUUUAAUAGUUUCAUCUCUGACACAACCAGAACAAAGAUCAUGACUGCCUGUUAUCUGUUGAAAAAGAAGAGGCAUCUGCAGAAGAUCUCUGUUAUUGUUCUACAGCUUAGAACAGGUCAGCUCACAAAGAUUUUUAUUUCAUUGUCUAACCAUCCUGCUAUGUAUCUCUUGUUUUUUUCUAGAAUGUUUCAUUCACUAUUUUGAGAUUUAUCUUGGGCCAUUCUUCUCAAAAGUCUCCACACCCUUGUUAAAAUGCCAGGUUUUUGUGAUGUAAAAGGAUAAUCAGAUAAGAAACAAAAUAAUCUGAGGGGGAAGACUGUAAAAGACAAAAAAAAUUAGGACUAUAAUAAAUUAACAGAUUAAUUGAAAUGAAA
Girardinichthys multiradiatus is the source of this 2416-nucleotide messenger RNA. Its product is annotated as zinc finger protein 45-like. NCBI's taxonomy places the organism in Eukaryota, Metazoa, Chordata, Actinopteri, Cyprinodontiformes, Goodeidae. The transcript is spliced from 2 exons. Gene Ontology annotation, biological process: regulation of transcription by RNA polymerase II. Gene Ontology annotation, molecular function: RNA polymerase II transcription regulatory region sequence-specific DNA binding; DNA-binding transcription factor activity, RNA polymerase II-specific. The record is from RefSeq and is a predicted model, not a curated record. The coding region runs from base 258 to 1637 and encodes 459 amino acids. Gene Ontology annotation, cellular component: nucleus.